CCGCAAUGAUCGGGCGUCACGGCGCCACGCAUUCUACUUUCUUUCUACAUUGAUAUACUCUACAUUUCUACAGUAACACCUGCGUUUGAAUUUUUUAUCAUUCAAAUACUAUUGGGGAUUCUUUAAAAUGGUAACGAAUGCGAAAUCCAACGAGGAUUAUGAUUGGAAACCCUGGAGAUGAGACCGGUCAUUUUUUUAAUAAUGUUCCAACUACAUUUCUCCCUGUCGACAUCAGAAAAACAUUUAACUUCUGCCAGAGGUAUGCAGUAUGACGAUAAUGACGAAGAUGAAGAUGAGCAUAUUGAAAUAUUUAAUGAAGAUGACAUUGAUUUAAAUAGAACAGAUAAGGGAAUGUAUUUAGGAUCACCAUGUGAAUUUACGUGUAGCCCGAAACUUAUACACGUCUUUUGCAAUCCCGUUUCUGGAGUGUGUGAAUGUGACAAAAGGCAUCCAGUAAAACUGAAUCCCGCGACGGGUUGUGGGAAACCCAAGCGCUUAGGGGAGCAAUGCUAUUAUCGAGAAGCGUGCAAGUAUUCGGACCAGCAUGCGUCAUGUGUACAGGUUCAUCACAACGCAGUAUGCCAAUGCAAAUCGGGUUAUCACAUAGUCUCCAUUCAAAAGCCGUCGAAAAGGGUAUUUUGCGCUGAAGAUGUUGACAUUCUGAAGACGGAUUUUUCAACUUUAGCUGGAGUUUUGUCUGGAAUAGCAGUAUUAUCAGGGUUAAUUUGCUUCGUACUGAAACUCUUCAACCAAAAUAGGUAUACAAGACCACACCGGUUUGGAAAUGCAAACUUAGCACCUCCUAUUUUCUUCUCAAACGAUGCAGGAAUCGGACUCCCAAUGCCACUACUAGAACAGUCAUCAACUUCCCAUGGUACAAGUCAACGAUCACUAACGUCCGUUUCAUCGCGCCGUGCCAGCAGCCUUCACGGAUGUCGUGGAACCUCCGUAUCUGCUUCUCGUGCAGGUGCGGCUCGUGCCGCAGCCAUCUUGCUGAUGUCCUUCCACGAAUAUAACCCCGAUUUCCCUGAAAAACUCACAUCCUAUCUCGGAUCCAGAAGACCAAGUUUAACAUCAAUACAUAGUACUUCAUCAGUUCGUAGUUUUAGUGCAAGACGAUUCGAAAGAGAAAAAGAACAAAAAGAAGAAAGAGAAAUGCAAAGGCGGUUUGCACGAAUAGCAUCAAACGGAAGGGUUCCUCCAACACCUAGCCCGCGUUCUACGGAUGAGCUCCUUCCAACACUAACUGAAGACAGGCCGGUUUAUAUUGUACAGGUACCUCUGGCAAUCCAAGAAGAAGAUAACGGGGCAAAUGGUUUUAAAGAGGAGAUACCGUCAACUUCGAAACAAUUCGCUUAAGUAAAGAAACACUUCAUCGCAACGCAGUGCUAUUGGUGGGCCUAGAGAACGUACCUAAUUAUCACUAAUAGAGUAAGAUUUAAAAAAUUGAAUGUGGUUAAAAAAUAGACAGACGUUAAUUUAAUAAGGACUAUAUUACUUUUUUAAUUUAGUAGAUUUUACUGUUAAUGAUACCUAUACCUCUAUACACAUGUAUCUAUGCUGUUAUAUGUUGAAGUAAAGUAUUUAUUACAGUGAAAUUAAGUCUAUGGUCAAAUAUCAGUUAAAUUAAAUAUUUGUAUAAUAAGUGUUUAAUGCUUACUUUACCGAUUAUUUAAAUUUUGAUAAGAGUAUGUUAUACUUCUGUAUUUUGUUGUACGGUAGUGUGUUCCAAUUAAAGUCUGCAGUAUUACCAACUUUGAAGUCACAUAAUCUGUUGUAUUGGCAUGUAAAAGGCAUUAGCAAAUCUUAAAAACAUUUGAGCAUUAAGUUCUCAAGAUAUCCAACAAAAUAAAUUUGGAAAAGGCCUAUAGGCACAGUAUAUCCCCUCUUUAUACUGUGCUAUAGGUAUAUUCUAUACAUAUUGAAAAAAAUGAAAUUCUGAAAUUUAACUCUGAAGUAUAGAGCUUUAAACAUGCAAUCUAGAAUUUGACAAAAUGAAAAAUAAUUUUUUUAAACUAACUGAAGUGCAAUCAAAAGAAUCUAAUCUAAACGUUUUGCUCUUAAUCAUGAAGCUAAAAUGUUUUUUUAUUAUUCAGUUUUUGUAUCGAUUGGGUUGGGAACAACAAUUAUUGUUGAUUGUAGUUGAUUGUAAUUUGUUUUGUGUUGACUUUUAUUAAGAUAGUUUUCAUAAGUUAUUUCCCUUUGCUUAUCGACUAACUUAGAGCAGUAAUUAUGUGCCAUAGAUUUUUUAUUUGAAAAUAUUGAAUAAAUAAUAAAUAUGUAGUGGGUGUUCCAUUUGAAACGAUGAUAUUUUGUUGGUAUACCUAGACACCCUGAUGCGAAAUUGUAUAUAAGUAUCAAUCAAAAAGUUAGUUGGAACACAAAAUACAUUUAUUUCUCUGAAACUCGUCUAAGUUAAUUUUUUAAUAGUUUACAAGUUGUUACAUGUGAUUCAAUGUUCCAUAUUAAUUUUAAGAUUAUUACAAGAAUAAAGUUUACAUUAA
Photinus pyralis (common eastern firefly) is the source of this 2504-nucleotide messenger RNA. RefSeq lists its product as uncharacterized. NCBI's taxonomy places the organism in Eukaryota, Metazoa, Arthropoda, Insecta, Coleoptera, Lampyridae. The record is from RefSeq and is a predicted model, not a curated record. Bases 178 to 1359 code for a protein of 393 amino acids. The transcript is spliced from 8 exons.